AUGCAAUUCUUACUAUUUGUUAUUGCUACUACCUGUGCUUUCACAGCUAGCGUUUCCGCGCAGUCUCCAAAACUAUAUACUCUCAUUACCAGCAAGCAAUAUGGAUUGAAUCUCACUCUCAAUGCCGACACCGGUGCCGUGGAAUUCGAGAGAGGCAGUUUCUAUAGACAUUGGACAGAUCAUCCAGUAUCUAAAGGGGCUCACAACUGGCAUUGUUUCCGAGGAAGGCAACAGUACGAACUGAAUAUCAUUUGGUGGAUCCGCUUCCAAAACCAUGUAGCUGGGGAAUCUGCAACGGUGCCUCAAGAUGAUGGCUAUGCCCCAUCAAUAUUCGAUGUUGAAACGGAUGGGGAUAUCUCCUAUCUCAUCUCUCUUGAGACUCCAAACCCGGGAGAACGAUUAGCUUGGACCAUCGAACGGAACAACAAGACUGAAAACGCUGAGUUGAAAUUGCAGCCUUAUAAGAGGUUACCUAGCCAGCAGUUUACCAUAACUCAAGAACCGGGAGAUGACAAGUUUCCGCCAUAA
Nannizzia gypsea CBS 118893 is the source of this 528-nucleotide messenger RNA. RefSeq lists its product as hypothetical. The transcript has a single exon. The record is from RefSeq and is a predicted model, not a curated record. Bases 1 to 528 code for a protein of 175 amino acids. Lineage: Eukaryota; Fungi; Ascomycota; Eurotiomycetes; Onygenales; Arthrodermataceae.